Symsagittifera roscoffensis is the source of this 2288-nucleotide messenger RNA. Its product is annotated as calpain-B-like. The transcript is spliced from 7 exons. Gene Ontology annotation, molecular function: calcium-dependent cysteine-type endopeptidase activity; calcium ion binding. The record is from RefSeq and is a predicted model, not a curated record. The coding region runs from base 129 to 2120 and encodes 663 amino acids. Lineage: Eukaryota; Metazoa; Xenacoelomorpha; Acoela; Convolutidae. Gene Ontology annotation, cellular component: cytoplasm. Gene Ontology annotation, biological process: proteolysis.
UGCUGUGUUGCUUUAAAAACCAGCAGUCAAACCUCUUUAAUUAUGUAUUCGGCCUUUUUCUAACAAAUACUGAAGUUUGACGCUCUCUUUUCUAAAAUUACACUCAGUUUAACCGCUCAAACACAAAAAUGAAGCCAUUCAAAAGAUUCCAUCAGAUUCGGGAUUGGCAUACUUCAAGAGGAACCCUGUUUGAAGACUGUGAAUUCCCUGCAUUCGGAGCUUCGAUUGAUCCUGCCGAUUCCGACUAUUUUAAUAGUGACCCGAGCGUUGUAUGGCUGCGUCCCAAAGAUAUUUUCAAAAAACCAGCUAUGUUUGUUGCUGGAGCAGGCGCAGGAGAUGUUUCUGCAGGUGAAUUCGGAGACUCAAACGUGGCAGCUGCGCUUUCCUUACUGCCCGACGACGAAGAUAACUUCAACAGAGUAUGUCCCAAAACACAGAACUUCAAGAAAAACUACUGCGGUGCAUUCCAGUUCCAUUUUUGGCAGUUCGGAAAGUGGGUCGAAGUCAUAAUAGAUGACAGGCUGCCCACUAAAGAUGGAAAUUUAAUGUUUUCAAAGUCGAACGACGAAGGCGAAAUGUGGCCUGCUUUGGUUGAAAAGGCGUAUGCGAAGUUGUUCAACAGUUACUCGGCCUUGAAAGGCGCGAGGCUGGGCGAAGUUCUAAUUGACAUGACAGGCGGCACUUUGGAAACGAUCACGCUCAAAAAACAGUACAAGAACUUGUUCAAAAGGAUUGCGACAGGCGUACAAGAAGGCAAACUGAUGUCGUGUGUGAUUGAGUCAACGUCGUCAGAAGACAGUGGAGAAAUUUUCCAAGGGCUGGUUAAAAACCGUGUCUAUGCUCUAACUUCUACUGAUAUAUUAAGCCAUGGUGAACUAUCGGUCCCUUUGAUUCGUCUCCGCAACCCGAUCCAAGAUAAUCUUGAAUGGAACGGCGACUGGAGCGAUAAAUCGAAUCUCUGGGACUCCAUUCCAGACGUGACUAAAGCGAAACUAGGAGUAGGAUCAGCCAAUGAUGACGGAGAGUUCUGGAUUUCGUUUCAAGACUUUUGCGUCCAGUUUAGCAAGAUUGCGAUUUGUAAUAACAAAAUAAACUCCGGUUGUGUCUCUGAGUUUGACGGCUGUUGGGUGAAAGGAUUGUCAGCAGGCGGAAGCUUGGACAAGGAGACGUUUGGACUCAACCCUCAGUUUAGAUUUGUGAUAACAGAAACAGGCCAAGACAACAUCAUGUGUUCUGUUACGAUUUCACUGAUGCUCAAAACCCUUCGCGGCUUCGACAACUCUCCUCUAGCCAUCGGUUAUACAGUCUUCCCGAUCACUGAUGAUGCGGAAGAUUACAUAGAAGACGGAUGCCGCUUGUCGUCUAAAUACUUCGAAGACCACAAACCGAUUGCGAAGUCUUGCAUGGGAAAGUUCGUCAAUUUCAGAGAGGUUUCACAGACGUUUAAGCUGCCGAUUGGACAAUAUUGUAUAGUUCCCAGCACUGAGACGGCAGACAAAAAGGGUGAAUUCUACCUGAGAGUGAUCACCGACUUUCCUAGCAACCACACAGAUGGCGGAGAAAUGAGAUCGGCUCUCAGAAUGAAAGGAGGCCGAGUAAAACAAAUGUCGAAGUUCGACUCAGAAAACCCGGCAGAUAUUUUGGAGCUGAAGAACAAAUUUGACCAGUUGGCUGGCGAAGACGGCGUAGUUUCUGUAGAGGAGCUGCUUGAGCUGAUGGAAAGCAUGAGCAAAAUUGGUAGCGAGUUCCCCGAAAUGGACAACGCAUAUGCCGUGAUGGCCCUUUUCGACGUAGAUGGAAGCGGUCAUCUUGAUUUUCAGGAGUUUUUGAACGUUCACCGAUUCUUACAAAAGUGCGAGAGAGUUUUCUUGGCUAACUGUGCGGAAAAGGAGGCAAAUAAUAUGACGUCAUUGGAAUUGGAGAAGGCUCUGUCGCAGAUGAAGAUAUUUGUUCCGAGAAAAAUUCUGGGAAUGGCAGUUGCCAGACAUGGCAUCGAGGACACAUGUACCGUGUCCUUCAUGGACUUUGUCACCAUAGUGUGUAAGUUCAAGGCUGUCAUGGGCGCAUGUCGCGAGGACCCAACAGGAGAGAAACUGGUGAUGGCAGCACUGAUCAUGUAGAGACAGAUAAUUAUACAAUCAUUAUAAACAUCUAUUGUAAUGACCCGGCCAUCAGUCUCUCAACAUUCCAAUAUAUCUAAAUAAUUUCUGUCAAGCCCGAAAUUCAUGGUUUUCCGUAAAACUUGUACUAAAAAAAUUUGACCAACGUUUUUUUUGGAAGUUUUGGGC